UUUCGGGUUUCAGCAGAGCCGUUAGACUUGGCUGCUCUGACUCAGUGUCUUUGUCUAAUCUCGCAUGCUGAGGAAACGUCUCCCCCGCAGUCAGACAGACAUGAUGGCCGUCUGUGUCUCUGUCCGAGAGAGAGAGAGUGUGUGUGUGUGUGUGUGUGUGUGUGUGUGGCUGGAGCAUUUAAAAACUGUCCACCGGCUCUUUCACACCAGAGAACCCUCACCGACACAGCAGGACACAGAGCUGCUCACAGGAUAAUAAUAAUAAUAAUAAUAAUGGAAAUGCAGUUGGCUGUGCUGCUGCUGUGGGUGUUGAGGAUCACUGACGGAUUUCCUGUUUCCUCACAGCUGAGUUUGGCUCCAUCCCAAUCCUCCCCCAGUUACACCCUCCUGGUGCCUGUUAGGGUUCUUGGCUUGAAUGGACCACAGGUGGUUCUGGUACCAGUGAGCACUGACUGGAGUACACAGAGGAACCAGAACCCGACGGCUCAGUCCGAACAGACACACAAACUCACAGAGCCUGAGCAGGAGCAGAUGACGGGUCAGAAUCAGUUUGUAUACAGUCCGUUCCUGCAGCUACCAGCAGUCUCACCUGACACACCCGCACCUGAGAAUCCCCUCCCACAGGGACAGGUGUUGCCAGUGUGGAACACCAUUCCUGGUGUGGUCCCUCUGCAGCCUGGAGUGAAUGGGCAGGCGUUUAUCCCUGUGUGGGCGCCCCCUGCUGGAGGAGCAGCUAGAGGACAGAGACAGGUGGUGUCUGUUGCUCAGGCAGCAGCGCAGUCCAAUUCAGCAAGCUCAGAGGAGGGAGAUGCACAGGUGAUCUACAUUUUGCCUAUUAGUGCUGAGAUUCAGAACAUGGGAAUAAUGGAGGGUGGACAGGGGGGCGUCGAUCCUGAACUCACCCCUGACCCUAAUCCCAACGCUAACCUUCACCUUAAACCCGACACCAACCCUAAUCCUGACCCUAAACCGGGUCACCUGCAGCUCCACAAUACCCCUGUCCCCAACCCCACCCUUCCUGCAGGUGUCCAGGAAAUAACUGACCCUCUAGGAAAAGUGCCCCCUGGUGCUGGUGCGGGUCAGAGGACACAAACAGGAGGCGCUACAACUUCCUGUAACCACAACGGUGGAGUAGCUAAUGCUAAAGUUAACACACCAUUGCUGUAA
Ictalurus furcatus (blue catfish) is the source of this 1167-nucleotide messenger RNA. RefSeq lists its product as uncharacterized. The record is from RefSeq and is a predicted model, not a curated record. The coding region runs from base 274 to 1167 and encodes 297 amino acids. The transcript has 9 exons. NCBI's taxonomy places the organism in Eukaryota, Metazoa, Chordata, Actinopteri, Siluriformes, Ictaluridae.